Molecule: messenger RNA, 1231 nt
Organism: Microthlaspi erraticum
Lineage: Eukaryota; Viridiplantae; Streptophyta; Magnoliopsida; Brassicales; Brassicaceae
Source: the annotation of a GenBank genome assembly
GCCUCUUCGUUACUGCGCAAUGCUCGAUUCCUUUCCAGCUUCUCAAACGUACCUAGCGAGGUUCCACGCUAAGAAACUGUUCAAGUUUCGUGAUGCUCUCUUGGCAAGCUAUCACCGUAACGAGGUGAAAUAUGCUGAAGUGACGUUGGAUACGUAUAGGAUGAUGCAGUGUUUAGAAUGGGAGCCUAGUGGAUCUUUUUACCAGAAGCGGCCUGUGGAAACGAAGGAGAAUGGUUUUGUGGUUGAUCAUACUUUAACUUCUGGGCUUAUAGAUAUGAAACUGGCUGCUGAUAUGGCUGAUCCAACAUUACCUCCUAAUCCUAGGAAAGCUAUUCUUUAUCGUCCCACAGUAUCCCACUUGCUUGCGGUCUUGGCAAUGAUUUGUGAUGAGCUCUCUCCAGAGAGUGUGAUGCUGAUAUAUUUGUCAGCUUCAGGUGGACCUGCUCGGGACAAUGUUGCGCAGCCAGAGAACCCUGUCGGUUCAAGCAGAGCAUCAAAAAGCAAGUUGCUUGGACGAGCAUCCCAAGAACAAAAAAGUUACAGAACAGAACCUCUUAGCAAUGGACAAAUUAAUUCUGGUGAUUAUUAUGAGGAUCAUCUCUGGUUAGGUCCUAGAGGAGGCUCUGGUUCAAACAACCUUUACCCUGGUGAUCUAAUCCCAUUUACAAGGAAACCGCUCUUCUUGAUCAUUGAUAGCGACACUAGCCGUGCAUUCAAGGUUUUGAACGGCGCAGAGAGAGGCGAGCCUGUUGCUCUACUUCUUUCUCCUCUGAAGCCGUCAUUGGAGAACCCAUCUGCUGACGAUGACACAGAAGCACUAAACGGAAGCCAGUUUACGUUUUUCUUAACAGCUCCUUUACAAGCGUUCUGUCAAAUGCUGGGCCUCUCAAACUCAGACCCCGACCCUGAAGUUUACGAUGAAGCGGAGAGCAUACUUUCUGCUUCCUUUUCCGAGUGGGAAACGAUUCUCUUGACUUCCAGAGUCUUGAAUCUCGUCUGGGCACAGAUCAUGCCCGAUCCAUUCUUGAGACGUCUGAUUCUGAGAUUCAUAUUCUGCCGGUCUGUAAUGACUUCAUUCAACCGCACAGAAGAUCAUGACCCGUAUCUACCUCAGUGCCACCCGAAUCUCCCGGAGUCGGUUUCACCGUUAUCUAAACCGGUGCAGUCCUCAGUACAACGACUAGCUGAUCACUUUGGUGUUGCCAAAUCUUUCCACUUCAACAACUCAUAA